UGUGCCGGCCAAUUCUUACAUGAUGGAGAAAGCACUUUACCGGUAACAACAAGUUAUUGAGUUGUCCAAGGCAUGCUAGCUAGGUAAAAUAUGAAACCCGUUGGCCUUCCCGUAUCUACCCUCGGUCACUGCACAACUUUCUCGGAAAACGAUUCGAGAUUUGGCAACAAGAAAAUUCGUCUGUUAAAGAUGAUCCUUGACGAAACUUCAGAGCCUCCAAUGUUCAACAAGUACACGGAAACCGAGUUCUACGUCCCUCAAACGUCAUACGAACUACAUGCCGUAUCCAACUACGCCGCCCAGCUCCGCUGGUACGCCCGCAUGCGGAAGAAGCGGACAAACCAAAACAGGAGUAUGAUUCGUGGACUGUACGCUCUAUGCACUGUGUCUGUAUUAGCUACCCUCCUUAUGUACACCAAUGGCACAGAGAAAAUAUCAGUUGGGUUUCAGAACACGAAACAUUUCGCAGAACAGUUCAUAAGGAUUGGGCGAUCUUUGAGCACUGAAGGAUUAUUCGUCGGAGAGAAUCCGGUAGUAAAAAAGGAAGCUAAGCCAAAGGUUCCUUUAAGUGAAGGGAUGAGGUGGCUGACGUCGUUUAAGGCAUUUAAGGAAAAUCUCACGGAGCUAGCACAGGAGUUUGCAGAAGAGUCGGCGAAUGGGGAAUUUGAUGUAACUCAGCUGGUGAGAGGAAAAUAUAAUGGAAAAGUAAAGAAAAUUACGAAGGAUUUGAUACUGGAAGAGUUGGAGGUGACUGGUUAUCAGAAGCGCCUUAAAGAAUAUAUAGCCACAAGGACGGUGCCAAGAAAUGGAUUCGAUCAAAUGGCACCACUGCCAUUUAUGAACAAAUGGAGAACUCCGUGUUGGCAGCAUAACACUACUUCCAACUUUAUGUGCCUGCCCGGGUUCUAUAUCAUUGGCUUUCCGAAGUGUGCCACCACUGAUCUGUGGACUCGGCUGACGAAACAUCACCAGCUGAAGGGAUGGGCGAAGGAACUGCAUUGGUGGACCAGAUUAAGAUACCGUUAUUCGAUGGCAAGGUAUGCCAAAAAGCUUGGGGACAUGGUGCGUGCGAGAAACGACACCCGAGUGCUAAUGGGAGACGGGAGUCCCUCGACGCUAUGGGAUAUCAGCUACCUUGAGAGAAAGCUUAGGAAGGAUCCAGGGUUACCUGACAAGCCGCCAAAGGUUCUCAACGCGCAUCUGAUGUACAAGUACCAGCCCAAUGCAAAAUUUAUCGUUUUAGUUCGUAAUCCGUCGGAUAGCGUAUAUUCUGACUACACCUACCAUGGUGUCGACAAAGUCAAAAAACUUUAUAGAGAUAAAGAAGAGUUGCACAACAGGACUAUAGAACUUAUCAAAUACUACCACGAGUGCAUAAACACCACUUCUAUUAAGGCCUGCGCAUAUAAUGGGAAGGUUUAUUUACACAGCACCGACCAAAAGCUCCGCCUGUUUAUCUACUUGUACUCAGUUUAUAUCGGUGACUGGCUGACUGUCUUUCCCCGGAGUCAAGUCCAUGUGGUCCGAGCAGAAGACUACGGACGAAACACAGCUGGGGUGCUGCAAGAUAUAUUCAAGUUUUUAGAAGUUGACGCCUUGCCGCCUGACACACUGAAAGAAAUAGCUGAAGGUCCGAGAAUGAACACAAACAGGCAAUACAGUUACGAUGUCGGCCCGAUGCAGGCAUCAACAAGAAAACUUUUGGACGACUUUUUCAAACCUUUUAACGAAGCCCUUGCCCACAUUUUACAAGACGACCGCUUUCUUUGGAAAGAUGUACGACAUGACAUUGCUUGGCCUGUGACCUGGUCUAGUUCGAUGAUCCUUGACGAAACUUCAGAGCCUCCAAUGUUCAACAAGUACACGGAAACCGAGUUCUACGUCCCUCAAACGUCAUACGAACUACAUGCCGUAUCCAACUACGCCGCCCAGCUCCGCUGGUACGCCCGCAUGCGGAAGAAGCAGAAAAACCAAAACAGGAGUAUGAUUCGUGGACUGUACGCUCUAUGCACUGUGUCUGUAUUAGCUACCCUCCUUAUGUACACCAAUGGCACAGAGAAAAUAUCAGUUGGGUUUCAGAAUACGAAACAUUUCGCUGAACAGUUCAUAAGGAUGGGGCGGUCUUUGAACACUGAAGGAUUAUUCGUCGGAGAGAAACCGAUAGUAAAAAAGGAAGCUAAGCCAAAGGUUCCUUUAAGUGAAGGGAUGAGGUGGCUGACGUCGUUUAAGGCAUUUAAGGAAAAUCUCACGGAGCUAGCACAGGAGUUUGCAGAAGAGUCGGCGAAUGGGGAAUUUGAUAUAACUCAGCUGGUGAGAGGAAAAUAUAAUGGAAAAGUAAAGAAAAUUACGAAGGAUUUGAUACUGGAAGAGUUGGAGGUGACUGGUUAUCAGAAGCGCCUUAAAGAAUAUAUAGCCACAAGGACGGUGCCAAGAAAUGGAUUCGAUCAAAUGGCACCACUGCCAUUUAUGAACAAAUGGAGAACUCCGUGUUGGCAGCAUAACACUACUUCCAACUUUAUGUGCCUGCCCGGGUUCUAUAUCAUUGGCUUUCCGAAGUGUGCCACCACUGAUCUGUGGACUCGGCUGACGAAACAUCACCAGCUGAAGGGAUGGGCGAAGGAACUGCAUUGGUGGACCAGAUUAAGAUACCGUUAUUCGAUGGCAAGGUAUGCCAAGAAGCUUGGGGACAUGGUGCGUGCGAGAAACGACACCCGGGUGCUAAUGGGAGACGGGAGUCCCUCGACGAUAUGGGAUAUCAGCUACCUUGAGAGAAAGGUUAGGAAGGAUCCAGGGUUACCUGACAAGCCGCCAAAGGUUCUCAACGCGCAUCUGAUGUACAAGUACCAGCCCAAUGCAAAAUUUAUCGUUUUAGUUCGUAAUCCGUCGGAUAGCGUAUAUUCUGGCUACACCUACCAUGGUGUCGACAAAGUCAAAAAACUUUAUAGAGAUAAAGAAGAGUUGCACAACAGGACUAUAGAACUUAUAAAAUACUUCCACGAGUGCAUAAACACUACUUCUAUUAAGGCCUGCGCAUAUAAUGGGAAUGUUUAUUUACACAGCACCGACCAAAAGCUCCGCCUGUUUAUCUACUUGUACUCAGUUUAUAUCGGUGACUGGCUAACUGUCUUUCCCCGGAGUCAAGUCCAUGUGGUCCGAACGGAAGACUACGGACGAAACACAGCUGGGGUGCUGCAAGAUAUAUUCAAGUUUUUAGAAGUUGACGCCUUGCCGCCUGACACACUGAAAGAAAUAGCUGAAGGUCCGAGAAUGAACACGAACAGGCAAUACAGUUACGAUGUCGGCCCGAUGCAGGCAUCAACAAGAAAACUUUUGGACGAUUUUUUCAAACCUUUUAACGAAGCCCUUGCCCACAUUUUACAAGACGACUGCUUUCUUUGGAAAGAUGUACGACAUGACAUGUCCAGAUAACACAAGUCAAGACCACCGUUAGUGAUUCGAAUUAAUCAUACCGGUUACGGGCAAUAAUAGAUUAGCCGGAAACUUUUGUCAAGACAUUUUAAAAGGGGUCAAAGGUACUUUUUUCAGUUCCUUUCGUCCCUUGAUUUCACCAGCGACAAAGGAUUCAGACGAGUCUAUUGUGGUCCGUAACCGGUGAUCAAUUUGAAUAACCGCCGUCUUGAGACCAAAUAUAAUGUUACAGUAUUUCCAUUUCCCAUAUUAUUUAUUUUCGCUCUCCACAUCCCCGAUAGGUCUCCUAGCAAAGCCUGUGUCUAAUAGUCUAUUUCAAAUAUCUGUUUGUUUUGGCAAAAUAACAUGGCGUCUUCUAUCAUGCAUUUCAACUGUAAAUAGUGAUUGAUUUAUCUCUCUUAUAAACAAAAAAUAUUUUAUUCUACGAGUUUUUGAUUUAAAAUUUCUCGUCAUAAGCAUAGUCUUAUUGGUCGUUUGUUACCUUGCACUUUCACCCAUCACACACAUUCCUAGGUACACUCACUGAAGACAGAGUAGGACAUCUGAUGUAUAGGCGAUACCUUUUAUGGUCAACGAACAAAUGAGUGUGAUAUCGUGACUGUUUCUGAUUCAUGUUAGGCUUAUUUCUUCACGUAAGACAGGCCUUUUAUAAAGGUACCCUUCAACCGCCUAACUAGCGUCGACACAGAAUAUUCUGGGGCACGACCAUUCCUGUUACACCUGUUUUACCGAUUGCUGUGCCGAUUUGUUGUUUUGCCUUGUCGUGACGCUUCAGCAAUUUAUCGCGAGGUGUCUCCUGGUACUGACGGUGCCUUGUCAAUUACUGGAUUUUCGACCUAACUUGUCUCGUGUGGCCUUAUCUAUGCGGACAAAAGCUUUAGGAAUAAUUCUCAGCAAAGUUUGCCUUUCUUAUCGGAAACUUCAUCUUUUUAUCAAUAUUCGUCCGAAGAAGCCUUUCUUGUUGCUACUAUAAAGAAUAAACAUCACUGAAGGUAGGACUUUUAAAAUUUGACAAACUUCGAUUGUUGUUUUUUUCAGGUGGUUUUUAACUUGUCAGUCCUGGCACUUGUGCCUCGGCUCUUCAUAACCCUGAGGUCGUGCAUGGGCUCCGGGCUGUUGCUAUCAUGUUAUCACAUUACCAACAGAUAGUGGUGUUGCACAACACUAUAGAUUAUCCUUGGGUUGCCCAGGCGGGGCUGUGUAACUUGCUAUUUGUGGUCACACUAUUGCAGUUUAGUGACAAGAGGUCGGCCAGGUACCUUUGGCCAGAUCGAUCUGACAACGCUUUAAACUCAUUUGCUACGAAACUGUACUUGGUGUAAUGUUCCGCUAAAAUUGGACUUAAAAAGAGCGAGCGUAUUACUAUCAAACACUGAAGCAAAAUAACUUUAAAUUAUGGUAAAUUACCAUACAAUUAAUUGACAUGGCAAAAAUAAAUAUACUAAUAAUUGGAAAGAAAUGAUAUACGUAUCAAGAAUUUAUUUCCUUGCUUUUUGCUGCAAUUAAGAUCAGAAAAAUUUCUAAUCGAAGGUUCGCAAGAGACAUUGUUUGCAUUGGCGGGUCACUCAUUUUACAGAAAAUUCAUUAUCUGUUUCAAUCUGUCUACUGAAUAAACGAUGCUUCGAAUCCCUUUUACUUUUU
This is a messenger RNA of Lineus longissimus, 5070 nucleotides long. RefSeq lists its product as uncharacterized. NCBI's taxonomy places the organism in Eukaryota, Metazoa, Nemertea, Pilidiophora, Heteronemertea, Lineidae. Gene Ontology annotation, biological process: hexose biosynthetic process. The transcript has 17 exons. Gene Ontology annotation, molecular function: N-acetylgalactosamine 4-sulfate 6-O-sulfotransferase activity. Bases 91 to 3429 code for a protein of 1112 amino acids. The record is from RefSeq and is a predicted model, not a curated record.